Molecule: messenger RNA, 1068 nt
Organism: Aedes albopictus (Asian tiger mosquito)
Lineage: Eukaryota; Metazoa; Arthropoda; Insecta; Diptera; Culicidae
Product: CLIP domain-containing serine protease B4
Exons: 4
Coding region: 90-1022 (310 amino acids)
Biological process (GO): proteolysis
Molecular function (GO): serine-type endopeptidase activity
Source: RefSeq, a predicted model, not a curated record
GCUAAAGGCCAACCCUUUGAUUCGCGAUAAGAGUUUGUAUAAAUAUUGCAGUUGCAUUUUCAAUCGUUAGUUCUAACCGGUGCUUCGACAUGUUAGGAGCUGCACUGCUCUCGGUGUUGUUGUUAACGAAUCCUUCCCUAGGAUGGCCUACUUCCGGUCUAUCGGAGCUUUUGUGGGGAGCGAAACCGGAGGAAACCAACUACACUCUUCCCGAACCGGGCACCUGCGGCGUGAAUCUGGCGGAUCGUAUUCUGGGAGGAACUAAUACCGCUAUCAAUGCGUAUCCAUGGGCGGCACUGCUCAUCGCCAAACCCAUUUUCGGCAGCCGGAUUAUGUAUGCCUGUGGUGGUUCGUUGAUAUCGGAUCGUUUUGUACUGACGGCAGCGCAUUGUUUCCGGGAGAUUCCGCUGUGGAUUAAAAUCACAAAAGUCCGCCUAGGAGAGUGGGACAUCGAAAGUGAGGAAGACUGCGAUGGUGACGGUGACGACAAUUGUGCUGAUAAGGCUGUGGAUGUCGCUGUUGGAAGUCAUGUUGUACACGAAGAUUACGAUUCGCAAAACAUACACUACGAUGUGGCUUUGAUCAAGUUGGCAAAUGCGGUGACCUUCUCUGAGUACAUCUCGCCGGUAUGUCUGCCACUGACCGAUGAGCUGCGUAAUCUUCCAGACGCGGGCAGAACAUUCACGGCAGUUGGAUGGGGUACCACGGAAAAGGGUCAGGAUGAUCCUGGUGUCUAUGGCAGUAGGUACAAGCUGGAAGUCGAUCUUCCUGGUGUUGAUCUGGAAACUUGCCGCGUCAAGUAUCCCGAUGUGCUGGACUCGGAGUUGUGUGCUGGAGGUGAAGCUGGGAAGGAUUCAUGCCAAGGAGACUCCGGUGGUGGAUUAGUAGCUGCUGAGAAGGAUGGAUAUUGGUACCAGUUUGGAGUUGUCAGUUGGGGCUACGGUUGCGGCACUGAUGGCGUUCCUGGAGUAUAUGCCAGAGUGGGCAGUUUCAUUGAUUGGAUCCAGAAACAUAUGAAAUAAUUUGGUACUGUACAGCGGCUAUGCGAAAUAUAUUGAAUUAAAACAU